UUAUCUUCCUUGGUACAAACGCACACGAACACUCAUAUAAAUUUCUUUCCUCUCUUCUUGCGUGUUUCAGGUUACGGAAGUGUCGCCCCGAAGACGGGAUUAGGAAAGGCCAUGACGAUGGGUUACGCAAUUUUCGGGAUUCCGUUGACGCUGCUCUAUCUGUCGAGCGUCGGAUCCAUCCUCAGCCGAAUAGCCAGAGGCGUGUUCUCCAGGGCUCUGUGCUGUUGCCUCUGCUCGAACUGCGGCUACUGCUGCUACGACGAGAAGAGGAUGGCUGAAAAGGAGAGGAGGAUGAAGAAGAAGCGUCAGCAGUUGGAGAUGCAGCAGCAGCUGGCGUUGCAGGAACCGUUCUACGUGCGCUCCAAUUCUGGCUUCAGCAACAGCGUGCAUUCACCGGUGAAGGAUAUUGAUAGCGUCAGCGGCACGGACAACGAGUCCAAGGCUUCGAUGCACGGAUUAUCUAUUUUAGCUCCGAUCAUUCUAUGCUUGUGCAUCAUGUUCAUAUACAUCUGCAUCGGUACUUUCGCUCUCUACAAACUGGAGGGUUGGACUCUUUUGGAUGGUUUCUACUUCUGCUUCAUGAGUCUGACCACCAUCGGCUUCGGGAACAUGAAUCCCGGUGGAGAAGCCUUCACCGGUUACGAGUCCAACACGACGAUCUGGUUCUGCUCGCUUUACAUCAUGUCCGGAAUGGCGCUGACCGCGAUGUGCUUCAACGUCGUCCACGACGAGAUCGUCCAUAGGCUCAAGCACGAGGAGAAGAUCAUCCGCAAGGCCGCCUCCACGAGCUUCCCCGACGACCUCAACGCCGUCGACCCAUUCAACUUGACCUCAUGACAGUUCAACAUGCAGAACAA
Nicrophorus vespilloides is the source of this 857-nucleotide messenger RNA. RefSeq names its product potassium channel subfamily K member 18-like. Gene Ontology annotation, biological process: stabilization of membrane potential; potassium ion transmembrane transport. Gene Ontology annotation, cellular component: membrane. The transcript has a single exon. NCBI's taxonomy places the organism in Eukaryota, Metazoa, Arthropoda, Insecta, Coleoptera, Silphidae. The record is from RefSeq and is a predicted model, not a curated record. Gene Ontology annotation, molecular function: potassium ion leak channel activity. The annotation marks the transcript as partial.